Messenger RNA from Tympanuchus pallidicinctus (lesser prairie-chicken), 1863 nucleotides. Its product is annotated as maestro heat-like repeat-containing protein family member 2B. Gene Ontology annotation, cellular component: cytoplasm. The transcript is spliced from 16 exons. The coding region runs from base 1 to 1863 and encodes 620 amino acids. The record is from RefSeq and is a predicted model, not a curated record. NCBI's taxonomy places the organism in Eukaryota, Metazoa, Chordata, Aves, Galliformes, Phasianidae.
AUGCCCCUGGGGAUCUGCCCAUUCCAGGACAGGGAUGGACCCUUCACAUCCCCUCCGACAGCAGCCUUGGAGCAGUUAGUUCCGUGUUCCUGCGGGGGACAGUGUUUGUGGGGAGGGACAGGUCGCUGUGGAGGAGGUGCGGGUCCCAGCUUGGCUGUGUCAAGUGCCCAGGCCAAGCCAGGGAGAAACGAGAGCUUCCCGGGCACUGCCGAGUUUGAGCGCCGUCUGCUAAAGUUCCUGAGGGCGUCAGUGGACACCGUAGAUGAUGAGGCGUGGGCCGAGGCCCUGAGCAGUGAGCUGAGCCGGCGACUGAGCAGCUCUGCCAGCAGCUCUGCAGAAAAGUCGUUCCUGUACAAGGCUCUGGGCACAGUGCUGGCAUCCUGCAAGGGAGUCCUCCACGUCCAGGAGAAGCUGCUGCAGCACCUGGCGGAGGCAAAUGCGGAGGAACCGUGUGAGGCCCAGGGAAUCAUCGCUCUUCUCAGCCACGCUGCUGAGAGUAACUUCCACACAGUCCUGGCCACGCUCACCACGUUUGCGUCCAGGCUGUGCAAAGGCCGCAAUGCCAGGAUUUCCAGGAGCAAGAAGAUGGAGCUGGACAGCACGAGAGCUCAUGCCACACGCAGUGCUCUCAUGCUCGCCCACGGCAGCGUGGCACUGCGUGCCUCCAAGGAACAGCUGCUCGCCCACCUGGAGGGAGACAUCGUGGGCAACAUCCUGAUGCUCUACAGCUGCAGCUGCCGGGACUUGCAGAACAACCUCGCGCUGGUGCAGAGCAUCACCGACAGCAGCUCUGCCUUCCAAGCUGUGGGUGAUUCUGCAAGCUUUAACCGCUCCUUGAAGAGCAAGCUGCUGGAGAUCCUGAUGGACCUGAUGAAGAAGUACUACUCGGGCAUGCCUGUCUCCCCAGUGCCUCUGAAGGUGGUUCUGGCCCUGGAGCAGUUGAGCAAGCUGAAGCCCUCUUUUGAAAGCAAGGACAUGCGUGAGAUGCUGGUCCUGUGCUGCAAGAACGUCGUGACACAUCCUUCAGCAGAGAUGAUGCUGAAGAUCAGGAAGUCACAGCACGCAGCACAGUACCUGCAGCUUCAGCAAACAGCACUGAAAGCUCUGGGCCGGCUCAUGGUGGUCCUGCUGGAGACAGAGCCCAGCGGUGGCUUCUUUCAGAACAUAGUCCACGUCCUGCAGAAAUCUAUGACAUCAACCAAUGUGUGGGAGCGCAAGAGGGCCUUGCAGACCUGCUCCCAGCUGCUGGCUGCUUGUGAAGAGCUUCAAAGAGGAGAUGCCUGUGAGCACUUUGGCUCCUUGGUGGGAUUGCUGGCGCCUCUGACGUGUGACCCCAUGCCCGCAUCCCGCCAGCUGGCCGUCACCUGUCUGACCUCCCUUCUGCGAAUCCAAGCCAAAGCAGUCCACACAGUCAUUGAGACAGGUGACAUCAAGGGCCUGUGCGAGGGGCUGCAUGCCUGCAGCAUCGCCUCUCAGCUCCAGAUCACGUCCAAAAUGGCAAGAAUUGUGUGCAGAAACUUCCCCAUCGAACGCACCGUUGACUUCAUGGCGGCCAUCAAGGAGACCAUCCGGAAAGCCAGCGGAGUGCGCGUGCGUGCGUGUGGGAAGUGGAUGACCACCUUCCUGCAGAUGCACGGGAAGGACAUCAGUUGGAACGUGCCACCGAUCCUCUACAUCCUGCGCAGCAUCACAUCGUUUGCGCAGCAGAGCACGUUCCUGCCCUUCCUGUGCCAGGCGGUGGUCAUCCUCACCCGCUGUCACACAGAGGCCGUGAUGAGCAACUUCUCCCGGCCGCUUGGGCCAACAGACAGUGAGACGUGGAAAAGAAUAAGAGAGUUUUGCCUUCAAUGCUGGAGCCGGUAG